GUAGAAAGUAGUCCCAGGCCCGCGGCCGCGGCCGCGGCGCUGUCCACUCCGCCGCCCCCGCCCUCUGCAGCCGCCGCCUCACUCCGCCCCCAGCCGGACUCUCAGGCCCCUUGCUUCUCGCGAGCGGCCGUCCGAGCACCAGCCUCGCCGCCGCAGAGACGCUCGCCACGCCGGUGCCGGAGCCGGAGCGGGGAGCCAGGCUGCGUGCGACCAGCCGCAGAGCAGAGAGCGCCCGGGGCGGGGGCCGCAGACGGACCGGGGCUCUGGGCGGCCGGAGAGCAUGUCCGCGCGGCUACGCUGAAUGGCGCCUCCUGUGCGACCCCUCGCCCGGCUGCGACCGCCGGGGAUGCUGCUCCGCGCGCUCCUGCUCCUGCUGCUGCUCAGUCCUUUGCCAGGAGUGUGGUGCUUUAGCGAACUGUCUUUUGUAAAAGAACCACAGGAUGUAACUGUCACAAGAAAGGACCCAGUCGUUUUAGAUUGCCAGGCUCACGGAGAAGUUCCUAUUAAGGUCACAUGGUUGAAAAAUGGAGCAAAAGUGUCUGAAAAUAAACGGAUCGAGGUUCUUUCUAACGGCUCUUUAUACAUCAGUGAGGUGGAAGGCAGGCGAGGAGAGCAGUCCGAUGAAGGAUUUUAUCAGUGCUUGGCAAUGAACAAAUAUGGAGCCAUUCUUAGUCAAAAAGCUCAUCUUGCCUUAUCAACUAUUUCUGCAUUUGAAGUCCAGCCAAUUUCCACUGAGGUCCACGAAGGUGGAGUUGCUCGAUUUGCAUGCAAGAUUUCAUCCCACCCUCCUGCAGUCAUAACAUGGGAGUUCAAUCGGACAACUCUACCUAUGACUAUGGACAGGAUAACUGCCCUACCAACAGGAGUAUUGCAGAUCUAUGAUGUCAGCCAAAGGGAUUCUGGAAAUUAUCGUUGUAUUGCUGCCACUGUAGCCCACCGACGUAAAAGUAUGGAGGCCUCGCUAACUGUGAUUCCAGCUAAGGAGUCAAAAUCCUUCCACACACCAACAAUUAUAGCAGGUCCACAGAACAUAACAACAUCUCUUCAUCAGACUGUAGUUUUGGAAUGCAUGGCCACAGGAAAUCCCAAACCAAUCAUUUCUUGGAGCCGCCUUGAUCACAAAUCCAUUGAUGUCUUUAAUACUCGGGUACUUGGAAAUGGUAAUCUCAUGAUAUCUGAUGUCAGGCUACAACAUGCUGGAGUAUAUGUUUGUCGGGCCACUACCCCUGGCACACGCAACUUUACAGUUGCUAUGGCAACUUUAACUGUAUUAGCUCCUCCUUCAUUUGUUGAAUGGCCAGAAAGUUUAACAAGGCCUCGAGCUGGCACUGCUCGAUUUGUGUGUCAGGCAGAAGGAAUCCCCUCUCCCAAGAUGUCAUGGUUGAAAAAUGGAAGGAAGAUACAUUCGAAUGGUAGAAUUAAAAUGUACAACAGUAAAUUGGUAAUUAACCAGAUUAUUCCUGAAGAUGAUGCUAUUUAUCAGUGCAUGGCUGAGAAUAGCCAAGGAUCUAUUUUAUCUAGAGCCAGACUGACUGUAGUGAUGUCAGAAGACAGACCCAGUGCUCCCUAUAAUGUACAUGCUGAAACCAUGUCAAGCUCAGCCAUUCUUUUAGCCUGGGAGAGGCCACUUUAUAAUUCAGACAAAGUCAUUGCCUAUUCUGUACACUACAUGAAAGCAGAAGGUUUAAAUAAUGAAGAGUAUCAAGUAGUCAUCGGAAAUGACACAACUCAUUAUAUUAUUGAUGACUUAGAGCCUGCCAGCAAUUAUACUUUCUACAUUGUAGCAUAUAUGCCAAUGGGAGCCAGCCAGAUGUCUGACCAUGUGACACAGAAUACUCUAGAGGAUGUUCCCCUGAGACCUCCUGAAAUUAGUUUGACAAGUCGAAGUCCCACUGAUAUUCUCAUCUCCUGGCUGCCAAUCCCAGCCAAAUAUCGGCGGGGCCAAGUGGUGCUGUAUCGCUUGUCUUUCCGCCUGAGUACUGAGAAUUCCAUCCAAGUUCUGGAGCUCCCGGGGACCACGCAUGAGUACCUUUUGGAAGGCCUGAAACCUGACAGUGUCUACCUGGUUCGGAUUACUGCUGCCACCAGAGUGGGGCUGGGAGAGUCAUCAGUAUGGACUUCACAUAGGACGCCCAAAGCUACAAGCGUGAAAGCCCCUAAGUCUCCAGAGUUGCAUUUGGAGCCUCUGAACUGUACCACCAUUUCUGUGAGGUGGCAGCAAGAUGUAGAGGACACAGCUGCUAUUCAGGGCUACAAGCUGUACUACAAGGAAGAAGGGCAGCAGGAGAACGGGCCCAUUUUCUUGGAUACCAAGGACCUACUCUAUACUCUCAGUGGCUUAGACCCCAGAAGAAAAUAUCAUGUGAGACUCCUGGCUUACAACAACAUAGACGAUGGCUAUCAGGCAGAUCAGACUGUCAGCACUCCAGGAUGCGUGUCUGUUCGUGAUCGCAUGGUCCCUCCUCCACCACCACCCCACCAUCUCUAUGCGAAGGCUAACACCUCAUCUUCCAUCUUCCUGCACUGGAGGAGGCCUGCAUUCACCGCUGCACAAAUCAUUAACUACACCAUCCGCUGUAAUCCUGUUGGCCUGCAGAAUGCUUCUUUGGUUCUGUACCUUCAAACAUCAGAAACUCACAUGUUGGUUCAAGGUCUAGAACCAAACACCAAAUAUGAAUUUGCUGUUCGAUUACAUGUGGAUCAGCUUUCCAGUCCUUGGAGCCCUGUAGUCUACCAUUCUACUCUUCCAGAAGCACCAGCAGGCCCACCAGUUGGAGUAAAAGUGACAUUAAUAGAGGAUGACACCGCCCUGGUUUCUUGGAAACCCCCUGAUGGUCCAGAAACAGUUGUGACCCGCUAUACUAUCUUAUAUGCAUCUAGGAAGGCCUGGAUCGCAGGAGAGUGGCAGGUCUUACACCGUGAAGGGGCAAUAACCAUGGCUUUGCUAGAAAACUUGGUAGCAGGAAAUGUGUACAUUGUCAAGAUAUCUGCAUCCAAUGAGGUGGGAGAAGGACCCUUUUCAAAUUCUGUGGAGCUGGCAGUACUUCCAAAGGAAACCUCUGAAUCAAAUCAGAGGCCCAAGCGUUUAGAUUCUGCUGAUGCCAAAGUUUAUUCAGGAUAUUACCAUCUGGACCAAAAAUCAAUGACUGGCAUUGCUGUAGGUGUUGGCAUAGCCUUGACCUGCAUCCUCAUCUGUGUUCUCAUCUUGAUAUACCGAAGUAAAGCCAGGAAAUCAUCUGCUUCCAAGACGGCACAGAAUGGAACUCAACAGUUACCUCGUACCAGUGCCUCCUUAGCUAGUGGAAAUGAGGUAGGAAAGAACCUGGAAGGAGCUGUAGGAAAUGAAGAAUCUUUAAUGCCAAUGAUCAUGCCAAACAGCUUCAUUGAUGCAAAGGGAGGAACUGACCUGAUAAUUAAUAGCUAUGGUCCUAUAAUUAAAAACAACUCUAAGAAAAAAUGGUUUUUUUUCCAAGACUCAAAGAAGAUACAAGUUGAGCAGCCUCAAAGAAGAUUUACUCCAGCAGUCUGCUUUUACCAGCCAGGCACCACUGUAUUAAUCAGUGAUGAAGACUCCCCUAGCUCCCCAGGUCAGACAACCAGCUUCUCAAGACCCUUUGGUGUUGCAACUGAUACAGAACAUUCAGCAAAUAGUGAAGGCAGCCAUGAGACUGGGGAUUCUGGGCGGUUCUCUCAUGAGUCCAACGAUGAGAUACAUCUGUCCUCAGUUAUAAGUACCACACCCCCCAACCUCUGAUUCUUUCACUGGCAGUGAUUCAGGUGGAGAUUCCACAAUGAGGAAGUGUGAAGACCCUGCUGUGUCAUCCGUUAGUGAGCAGACUUCCUCCUUAGUUCUGCAGCCGCCAUCUGCCAUGCUAUGCUUUGAUAAAAAUGAUUUUCCAAUCUAGACGGCCAUGCUCAGGUAUUCUCACCAUUAAGUCUGUUCGAAGGACAAUGAACAGGGAGCCAAAGCCUUUUGUGAAAAUCUUGAUAUCUUUAUGGGGUAUUUUAGCUUUUUUGAAUGUGUUUUGUUUUUUAUUUUUAAACUUGUGUAAUUUGAA
This is a messenger RNA of Pan troglodytes (chimpanzee), 4058 nucleotides long. RefSeq names its product protogenin (gene PRTG). Bases 302 to 3754 code for a protein of 1150 amino acids. The record is from RefSeq and is a predicted model, not a curated record. Lineage: Eukaryota; Metazoa; Chordata; Mammalia; Primates; Hominidae. The transcript is spliced from 20 exons. Gene Ontology annotation, biological process: cell-cell adhesion. Gene Ontology annotation, molecular function: protein binding.